ACGAAACUAAUUUAAAAAAUAAAUACCUGUCCUUGACAGUCAUUGUUUUUUUAUUUCACAUUUUAGUGCUCUGAGUAACGGUGCAUAAGUUGACACGUUCAAUGGGAUUGCAACUGUAAAUCAGAAAGGAAAAUUAAGAAUCAAUGAUGGCGAUAUUACCAUUACUUCUCGUGGUCCUCUCCAUCGGUGGAGGCUACACCAACGAAGACAAUCCCUUCCUUGACCUCACUUCAUCCCUACUCCAGAAUAUGGGGAAUGGGGAGGACAAUGGCUUGGGGGCUUUAGGGAGCAUAGUGGGGAACCUAAUGCAGGGAGACAAUGCCAAGAACCUUGGAGCUCUGUUUGGACAGAAGAAUAACGCUGGCGAUUUGCUGUCAGGUCUGGGCAGCUUACUAGGAGGUCAGAACGGCAACAUUGACCCAUCCAUGAUUGGUACAAUGAUGUCGAUGUUCGCUCAAAUGGGAGACCAGCCCCAACGGCAGAAACGGAGCUCGGAAGACCUCAAUCUGGACGGCAUCAUGAAUUUAGCCUCUGGGCUGCUAAGCAACCAGAAUGCUGGUGGAGUAAUGUCGAUGAUCAUGAAUACUCUCAACUCUCUAUCGGAGAACGAGGCCCAGAAACGAUCUGAUUCUCACAAAGACCAUGCCUCCUUCCUUCCGCCAUUUCUGGAGAAGGCGCAUCUAUAUUGGGACCUCUUCAUUAAUUCCGAGCUGGGUAAGACGAUCUGGGAGAAGUCUGGACUGAAGAAAGCCACUAAAGCCUUCACAGCACCUGAUGGGAGCAUCAGCUUUGAGAUGAUGUUUAAAAGUUUCGAGAACCAUUCGUUCAGAAGGCACUGGAUUAAGGCUGUAGCGAAAUAUCUGACUGACAUGGUCGUCCAUAUAGCGAAGCCUGAAGUAUAUAAGAGAUACAUGAUAUCAGCGGAGUACAUCACCAACACCUUCCUAGACAGCCAGGGUCUGCCGAAGUCAGUCCACGUCGACAUGAAGAGACCAGAGCAGACCAUCACCAAGCUCAUCAACUACGCCCUGAAGAAGUACAUGGAUAUGGAUACUGACGUCUCCGAGUAUAUCUCACCAGCGUUUGAGUAUAUCAAGCAAACUCUGAAAAUGGCUCAGACGGCUAGCCAGAAAUUAGCCAAGUCGGACUACAAUGCGUUGGCUGAGCGGCUAACUGACACACUCAACUUGGAGGUGAUCGAGCCAGUGUUGAGGGUGCACCGAGCUUACCGACACGCGCUCGCCGCUCCGCAGUGCCAGGAGCACCUUAUGUGCGUGGUCAACAGACAUCACGACAAGGAUGGACGUCUUCCAGGCUUCAAGGCAGGUCUAACCAAGCUGAGCAGCCUGGUGGCUUCAGCAGCUCUCAGCUUCCAAGACGGCAAGGGAUUCUGGGACCUGUACAAUGCUGUUCAGAGUGACGUCAACUGCGAGGCGAAAUAUCCUGCCGACUGCGCCGCUUUCCACGAGCACGAACUGAAAGUGACCACAGAAGUCUACCACAGCGAAUUAUAGAGGUCUCACCAAGAACGUUUACCACAUUUGCUUAAAGUUUAGGGACAGUCCUAUUAAAUUUAAAGUAAGUUGUAGC
Molecule: messenger RNA, 1590 nt
Organism: Aricia agestis (brown argus)
Lineage: Eukaryota; Metazoa; Arthropoda; Insecta; Lepidoptera; Lycaenidae
Exons: 7
Coding region: 144-1514 (456 amino acids)
Source: RefSeq, a predicted model, not a curated record